UUGGCUAUUCCUCAAUCAUGGAAUCGUUGCUCAAACUGAGCCUACUGUUGGUAUUGUGGAUUCAUUUUUGCACAAAUUCAAACCAAGACCAUCUGACUUUUGUGAUACCAAAACAAACCGGCGGCAACACAAUUCACUUGGCCCAUAUUAAAGUGGAGGUAGUAUAUUGCAGACAAUAACUUUUAAUCCUGCAUCAUGAAUGGUUUUGUUGCUUUUGGCAGGCUGGAAUUCAGCUCACAACUGCCUCUGGAAAUCCGCCCAACAACUUCGAAACUGGUGGACCUGGAAUUGUAGCUAACAUUCUUCCGAGCAUGUUCAAGGAGGCCAGGUUGAUUGAUAAUGGAACCGUUUUGAAUCCUCGGUGCGACAAUUGUCAGUUUGUCUCUUACUUGUCUUCAACAUUGUCUUACGGUUACGACGCCAAAAAGAGCCAAAAGUGCAUGGAGGCCUAUUACCAGGAUGAUCUCCUUGGCGUUGUGCAGUCAAAUGAUAUAAAUAACGCAGACUUUAUGGAAAGACGUCAACGAUCUUUAACUAAAUCGAUUCUUCAGACAUAUAAAGCAUAUCCCUCAAUUUUUAUGGGCCAACUACAAACCGGCAUUUUUUUCAAUGAGGAAGGCAUGCUGUAUGAUGGUUGUGAUGUUACAAUCGUUUUUACCCAGACAACUAAUGAAUUUCGAGCCUUUACCUCUGACGAGACAGAUGAUAUUGUGGUGACAUUGGUCUCACUCAAGCUGCACGUAAAAAUAUCUGCCCUCAUGGUCAACAACACCCCAGCCUUAUCGAGAUUGGACGUGAUCGAUCCAUUUCGUUGUCUUAUCCCGAAUAAGAAGAAAACAACGACGACUAUUGACAAACGGAAAUUUAGUAAAAAACACAUGAUUUACCUGGUGAUAGUGGUUUUUAUUUAAUCGAUGUGAAACAAUCAACAGUAGACCUACUAAGUACGUAAAUGUAAAACAGAAAUAUUUCAUGUUCGGUUGGUAAAAUAAAACUUUGAAAC
Messenger RNA from Tigriopus californicus, 1003 nucleotides. RefSeq lists its product as uncharacterized. The record is from RefSeq and is a predicted model, not a curated record. Lineage: Eukaryota; Metazoa; Arthropoda; Copepoda; Harpacticoida; Harpacticidae. Bases 312 to 911 code for a protein of 199 amino acids. The transcript has 5 exons.